Molecule: messenger RNA, 1635 nt
Organism: Knipowitschia caucasica
Lineage: Eukaryota; Metazoa; Chordata; Actinopteri; Gobiiformes; Gobiidae
Source: the annotation of a GenBank genome assembly
AUGCUCGAUUGUGAUGCUCCCUCCGCAGGAAAAGGCAGUGAGGCAGAGGAGCGCGCGGAUUGGCUCAGGGCCACUUUACCGCGGUCCUCUGAGGGAGUUCCCGGGAGGAGAAACCAGGAGCUGCUCACGUCUGCAGCACGACUUCACUCACUAAACUUUCACUGGAAGCUGCUGUGCUGCGCGCUGGAGCCCGGCGGGCUGCGUCUGACCAUUAUGGGCAGCUCUGUCCGUGCGGCUGCUCUUCUGGCCUUCGUGGUUCUGUCUGUCCUAGUGUCUCUGCUGAUCAGCAGUGUGCAGCAGUUCGGGGCUCGGGUCGUGUCCAACGUGACCCGUGUCGAGCAGCAGCAGCUCCCACAGGCGCUGAUUUCUCAACUUUCUGAGAGACGUAAAGAGAUCGUCCCACUGCUGUUUCUCCCCGAGGAUGAGGAGCGCUUCUCCGGGCAGAAUGUGGACUCCACCUGGGACCUCGGAGUGUGGGACCAGCUCUCCUCUGGAGAUGAGCUGGGCUGUGACUCUCUGCUGGACAUGCAGGCACUGGAGGUGCUCGGCUCGGGCUACACUAAACUCGUGGUGAAAGCAAACCUGGCCGGAGGUCUGUCUGUGGCCCUGAAGCUGGUCAAUGAGCAGGGCAUCGACAUGGGCAAGUGCGUGGACGAGUUUAACGAGCCCGACGCGUGUCGCCAACUCGUGGCUUAUAAACUGAAGAAGGAGAUGGUGCUCCUGCGGCGGCUGCAGCAUCCCAACGUGAUCGGGCUGCGGGGGCACUGCGAGGGCCAGCAGGGAGGCCAGGAGGCAGAGGGCCCAGCAGGAGGGAGCAGACUGGCCGUCAUCCUGGAGCAGGGCACUCCGCUGCAGAUGAUCCAGCUGCUGCAGAGCCCCUGGGAGGACCGCUUCAGGGUCUGCCUGGACAUGGUGCGCCUGCUGCACUUCCUGUCCAUCUCCCCUCUGGGCUCCGUGGCGCUGUUGGACUUCCAGCCGCGGCAGUUCGUCCUGGUGUCCGGGAGUCUGAAGCUCACGGACCUGGACGACGUGAGCGCGGAGCCGACCCUCUGUGAAACCAGCGCCGACUGCACCCUGCUCUUCCCCCAACGCAACUUCACCGUCCCGUGUGCGGGCGGCCGCUGCGAGGGCUUCAACCAGAAGAAGAACAUGUACAACGCCUACAGAUACUUCUUCACGUACCUGCUGCCGCACCAGGCCCCGCCCACUCUCACACACCUGGUGGACCACAUCAUGAACUCCACAGGAGAACUGAGGGGGGACAUCAAUGAGACACUCGCGGCUUUUGAAGAGCUCCUGGCCCAGUACCAGUCGGGAGCGCAUCUGGACAACCUGCCGGCGUCGGAACUCUCAGACUUCUCUCUGCUGAGGCAUGUGGGGGCGUCUGGGGGAGAGUACCGCUGCUGGCUCUCCUACAGUGCACAGGGCUGUGUGUUGUCGGUGCACAGCCCACGAGAGGCAGCCCAUAUCUGCAACACUCACUCCCAGUGCUCCACCUUCAGUCUGAGCGGCCAGAGGACGUGGAGCGGGCGUCUCCUGGCCUCUUUCCGGAGCAGCUCGGCUCAGCUCGUUCCCAAUAGCACCUUGGCUAUAUACGUGAAGAAGAGCAUAGUGUCCUCCAGCACCUCCCUUUGA